AUGGCUGCUGUCACUCCUAAGCAGAAGGUGGUGGUUGUGGGCGCGGGACCAGUUGGAUCCCUAGCGGCGCUGUACGCGGCUUCCCGCGGCGACGAAGUGGAGGUAUAUGAACUGCGUGGAGAUCUCCGUGACCCGACAACUGUGCCCUUGAACUUCACCAAGUCGAUCAAUUUGGCUCUUUCAGAGCGCGGAAUCAACUCUAUCCAAGAAGCGCAACGACCCGGAUUGGUCGAAAAUGUCCUCCGCGAUACGAUCCCCAUGUACGGGCGGAUGAUCCACGGCCGGGACAACGGCUCCCUGUGGGAAGCCGCUCAAGCCUAUGACGUUCAUGGCCGGGCCAUCAACGCCGUUGACCGAGGCGCAUUGAACAAUGCCCUCCUCGACGAGCUGGAGCGCACACCCAACGUCAAGCUCUUCUUCAACCACAAACUAACAGGCGCAGACUUCACCACCAACAAAGCCUGGUUCGAGCGCCGCAUCCCAGGCGACACGCCCCAAGCCGACGAUCUCGGCAUCGCAGGCCGAGUGCCCGAGAUCGAGGUCUCCUUCGACUGCCUCAUCGGCGCAGAUGGCGCCCACUCCGCCACCCGCUUCCACAUGAUGAAGUUCGCCCGCGUCGACUACCAGCAAGAAUACAUCGACACGCUCUGGUGCGAAUUCCGCAUCCCCCCCACAAAAGAUGCCCAGUUCGCCAUCUCCCCCAACCACCUGCACAUCUGGCCGGGUCGCGAAUUCAUGUUCAUCGCCAUCCCCUCCGCAGACAAGUCCUUCACAUGCACCCUCUUCGCCCCAGCAGCACACUACGCCACCCUCGACAACUCACCCCAGGCCCUCCAGGCUUCCUUCCACGAACAUUUCCCCGGCGUCUGCCCCGAGCUGAUCGACCCACAGGCCCUGGUCGAGCAAUUCGCCCUCAACCCCCACCUCCCGCUGAUCAGCAUCAAAUGCAAACCGCACCACUAUAGCUCUAGCGUCGUCAUCAUCGGCGAUGCCGCGCACGCCGUCCUCCCAUUCUACGGCCAAGGCCUGAACGCCGGGCUGGAGGAUGUCCGCGUGCUAUUCGAGCAGCUGGACCAGCAUGGUGUUUACGAUCCGGAUACGAGCGUAUACACCCGUAGCGUGCGUCGGCAGGCUGCGUUCCAGGCCUACACGAAUCUGCGAUGCGAUGAUACGCAUGCUAUCAAUGAUCUGUCGAAGCAGAAUUAUCUCGAGAUGCGCUGGGGCGUCAAGUCGCCGCUGUACAAGCUGCGGAAAACUAUCGAAGAGACGAUCGAUCAGCGGUUGCCCUUCCUGGGAUGGAAGACGCAAUAUGCCCGCAUCAGUUUUAGUAACCAGCGGUACUCGGAUGUGGUCGCUGCUGUGCAGAGACAAAGUCAGAUGCUGGGGCUGGGUCUUAGCUCCGCUUUGCUUGUUGGUGUGGGCGCCUUGGCUGUGCUGAUUUGGAGAUAUCCGCGAGAGGUUUCGCCGGCGGGAUUCGUGAGGUGCGGCUUGAGACAGCUGGCGAGAUUUUGGAGAGGAAUUGCGCAUAGGUGA
Molecule: messenger RNA, 1533 nt
Organism: Penicillium verhagenii
Lineage: Eukaryota; Fungi; Ascomycota; Eurotiomycetes; Eurotiales; Aspergillaceae
Gene: bna4
Product: kynurenine 3-monooxygenase
Exons: 3
Coding region: 1-1533 (510 amino acids)
Biological process (GO): NAD+ metabolic process; L-tryptophan catabolic process; quinolinate biosynthetic process
Cellular component (GO): mitochondrial outer membrane
Molecular function (GO): kynurenine 3-monooxygenase activity; FAD binding; NAD(P)H oxidase H2O2-forming activity
Source: RefSeq, a predicted model, not a curated record